Molecule: messenger RNA, 2309 nt
Organism: Dissoconium aciculare CBS 342.82
Lineage: Eukaryota; Fungi; Ascomycota; Dothideomycetes; Mycosphaerellales; Dissoconiaceae
Exons: 2
Coding region: 273-2210 (645 amino acids)
Source: RefSeq, a predicted model, not a curated record
ACCAGGGCGUGGAAGGCACGCUUUCCCAUACUUCAAUUUCCUGGCACCGUCAUUGACCCAGAAUGCGUUGCCUUGUUCACUCGUUGUUGUGAUCUGUCGCCUAGCUCAAGUGCUGACUCUCUUCCUUUCCUUGUUGCCGUCGUCGCUGUCGUCACUUCUCAAGCCCUCAUCGUGCGACUGAGAUCAUCAUUUCUCGCUGAUGUGAUAGACGAGUCUCCUCGAGCACUCCAUUCGGUCAUUCGCUCACCGACGAAAUCCUUCACACUACCGAUAUGUUUACGAAUGCCAGCAUCAAUCCGGCCCCUUCAAAUUUCGGCCAACGACCAUAUCGUGCAAGGGGACAACCACCUACGAAACGUGCCAAGGGCAAUCCCAUCAUCACCAGAUAUCCACCACCUCCAGGUUACCAAGCUCCCACGCAGCCACUGCCAUCGGUAGCCCCGUCUACCUGGCAGCCGAUCAAUCAUCAUGAAACGAGUUAUAAUGCGACUUACCCCAGCGAUUAUCCUUCGGCGACAUAUGAUCAAUCUCAGCCGAUGCUCGAUGCUAGCAGUACAACGCUGGCAACCACGCUUCAUCAGCACUCACAUUCUGUGCAGACCUUGCCGCCCACGUCACUACCCUGCGACGAGCCUGCGGAAUGGCAGGACCCGCUGUCGGCCUCUCACAUGAAUUCAUCCGCCGUCUGGGUGCCCCCAACGCAAUUCGCUGGCCGAAAAUUUCGCCGACAGAAUUCAGUUCCCUAUCUGGUCGUACCAUCGUCAGGACCACUGCUCGACGGGAACGGGGAGCUCAUGUCGCCAUUGGAGGCAGAAGACGACAGUGCAGCAAUCCUUGAAGAUGAUUACGAUGGCGAGUGUUACUUCUCAAGACAUCCUGACGAGAUCGAUCCCAAUCUGAGCCUGGGUCUGAUUGAGUGGAAAGCGCCACAAUCGACUGUCUUAGCAAUCCCAACUGCUCUCGAACUCGCAGAUCUGGCGACACCAGAGACCGCCCCAAUGGAUUUAUCGGAGGAGAGUGAUUCAGUAUCCCAUUAUUUCGCUCGUUCCAAGAAGCAUGAAGUCCUCCUCGGCGUUCGACAAACCGAGGCCUGGCACGAGAUGAAGGAUGACUUGAUAUUUCGACAAUUUUCUAAUUUCUGCUCAAGGUUAGUUUCCUUUGCAGAAUUGCAGGCAAGGUAUCGUCGUCGCUACGACCAAGAGUGGGCAGACGGUGAUCAUCUCUCCGUAUACACCCAAGACUUCGGCUACGCGCAGCCUCCAAGCCGGGAAGCUACUCCCAGCGUCAGCGAUCACAUGGACAUUGAUGAGACACAUGUUCAGCCCGCACAUUUCCGAAGUCAAUCAAUGGAGCCUCGAUCAGAAAAUCCUGGCCACCCAGUACAUACGAGACCCCGUCCAAGCCACACACGAACUCAGUCUGUCACGCAUGCAAGAACCCAGCAAACCAACCAUUCCCGAGCUCAAUCUAUAAAUCACUCUCGACCACAACACAUGACUCAUUCGCGAUCCAACUCAACCACAUCGCAACGAGUCGGACAUACUACCACCAGCAAACUGACUCGACCCAAGCCACUCCCGCUGGUACACGAUCAAGCUCAAGAAGACAUCCUCGCCGCCCUAGGCGUGACCGGGUCUGCACAACAAGUCUAUGAAACCCCCGGACCAGCAUUUGGCCCUCCGCCUCCGGAGAAGGGCAGCAAACUCCACAGCCGCACCAACUCAAUGAGUAGCACUCACAGCAACACCAGCCAGACCUACCGCUUCCCGGCCCAACGCGGGCCCUCCGCCCCUCCGACCUCCCAAUCCAGCCACACCCACGACCGCUGGUCCUCAUCCACGGGAUCCUCCUUCAACGCCGCCGCCGCCCCCUUCGCCACACCGACGCACACGCGCGUGCCCGCCGCCCGGGGCCCGGAUUUCUCCCCCAUCACCGAAGACGACUUCACACCGCGUCCGAAAUACCCUCCCACGAUGAUGGCGAACGCACAGAAUCGCGGCGGGCCCGGCGCCGAGACCACCCGCAAGCGCAGCUACGCCGACUCCCUGCUCAGCGGCAACGGUGGUAGUGCGGCGGAUUCCGCCCGCGCCCUCGAUGGAGAGGGAGAGGCCUUCGGCGAGGAGGACGGCGGUUUGCGUCGUCGUCGGGACGAGGCGGAGGAGGAAGAAGAGAGUGCGACGCCGAAGCCGAGGAAGCAGUUGCGUGUUUGAAAUGUCAAAGACGCCUUGGAGUUUGACAUCGCAUGAGACUGGCUUGGUUUUCGACUUGCUGCCGUUCGCCGGCAUCUUUCCUCUUCCUUGCUCUCUCUC